AAGGUUACAAGGAAAUGAUAGCUUCUGUUGUCCUAUUAUUCAUUUUUGGGGUUUUCAAAGAAUUAUUAUCCAUGGAGUGCUAUGUGUGCAGGAAUCAGGAAGGAAAUAAAGAUAAAUGCAUCAAAACUACAAUGCAAUGUCUAGAAGAUGAACACUCUUGUAUAACCAAUAUUUCAUACACGAGUCUCCUAAUUUUUACCUAAAUGGUGUCAUGCGUUUUUAGCGCUAUUAAAACUGCCCGAGAUGAGAGUUUGUUGCUGCUAACCUGUAUUACCGAAAUUAUUUCAAUUCGUAUUUCGUACGAUUUCUGUCGUUAGAAAUGCUGAAGAUAAAUAGAGUGUUGAGAUACCAUGUUCCCUGAAGCUUGUUCUCUUAGAAGACCUACUCACUUCUCUAAAAUAUUGGCUCGGAACUUAUUUCCAAAGUCUCGAAGACUUUAAAGAUGGGCAAAACUGUGCAUAUUUUUCUAAACACGACGACAACACGUACUGUUCCUCCCUAUUGGUCGCCUAUGGGGGAACGAACUCAUUUUUUAUGGAAAGCUUGUAUUUCUACAGAAGAAUGUGAGCGUCAAAAAGAAAUUGCUGGUAAGACUUGUCAACGUGAAUGGUAUAUGGACUGGAGAUGUGUGGAAUGUUGUCAAGGUGAAUUGUGUAAUUAUUACGCAACAGUAAGUCAACAAUUAAAAUUUGUAUUAUUAAAGUAAGCAUGAUUUGUACGAAUCGUUGGAUGUUUUCUAAGUAGGAAUAGCUUUAAGUUCAUUUAAAUAUUACUCAUUUACUGCCCUAAUCUUCAACUAAACUCUGUGAAUGAUUUCAUUUGGGAAACUAAUUAAUUACUUAUCAGGGUGUUUGAGGAUCUUGGUUGGACGGUGUAACCAUGAGUGAAUAUUCCAAACAUAGAACAAAUAAAAUGUGACUAGCAGUAAAACUCAAGACGUGUGUUUCGUUUUAUUUGAGUGUACCUGGUUCCUCAAUUGAAUUAUUAGACAUCUCUAUCAGUUGGACUAAAGUCACAAAACUAGUGAAUAGUUUAUCGCAAAACUGAUGUUUGAUUCCAUGUUAAAGAAUAAGUGUUAUUAAAUCUCAGCGGUUCAUAAAUAAUACUAGAAAAGUUUUGUCACUGUAAUUUUACAGAUAGUUGUUUAUUCAACCCUUAUGGUUUGUGAUUUCUGUAUUUGGUCACUCAGUUUUAUGAGUUAAGUGAAGUUUUGAAAGUCUAUAAUCAGGGUAUUAAACAUCUUGAACUGAGACUGAAAGCUUUUUCUCUAAAAUGUAUAGCUUGAAAUUAAAGACAAAUAUCAAACGUAUUGAUAUGCAGUAAAAUUAUUACAGAUGUUUGAAAGAGAAAUUCAGUCAUCAUAUAUUCUAUGUUACAAAUAAAACCAUACUGACUGAGAGGUAAUCAAAACUAUUUUUAAGUUAAUUGGAGUUAUAUAUGUGUAACAAAAACAUAAAUAUUAUAUCUUUUGACUGACAAUUAUAACUAUUAUCCAGCUUGUGAAGACAUUUAUUUUGUCACCUGAAUAUUUAAUAAUGAGUUUGAGUAUCAUGUCAACAAAGAACAUCUUGGAUUAGAGGUAUCUUAAUUUCAUGACUUCAUUGCCGAAAACUUUUUAAAAAAAUGUCAAUCAAUUGUUUUCAGGUAUUAAGUGGUCGAAGGUAGUCAGCAGUAAACUUUAGACCUUGCUUCCGUGAUAAUUGUUCGUUGUCAGCUAACUGCACCAGAAAGCUUGAGGGAGGUGAUGUUCGAUGUAUAAUCCAAACAUGGGUCAGCUAGCUUCACAAUGUGGGACGUUGUCACUAGGCUAUUCAAGCGGCGACUGACCUUUAUGUAGUCACGAGUGCUUAACGAGUUUUGCAGAUUAAGUUGCAAUGUUGGUGUUACAGAUAUCUAAAGAAGUGACUUACACUAAGUCACAAAACGUCAGAAAAUCUAAUUUUUCUACUCAUUAGAAUAUUUACAAAUAUAUUAUCUAUUUAUAACAAUCUACCCAAUGCUCAAUUUAUUCGAAAUUAUCAAAUCAAAUCUUGGUAGUGAUACCUACAUUCUCUUAUACAGAUAUCAGUGAUGAUAAACUUGCAUAACAAGUUAUUCUAAAUUACUAAAAUAACUGUUACUGCACAUAAAUGUUUAAAUGUAGCCAAUUUUAUUUAUAUGACUGUGAUCCUCUUUGUUUUUCUUAUUCAUAAAUAACCUAUGAAGACAUAACCGCUGUGAUUUCUGACAAUCGAAUCUAUUUCUACACACAUAACAUAAAUCACUCAUUGCCUCAGUUUAUUCAUUUUAUUACAAACUAUCUUUAGAAACAAAUAUAGAUAGAUUGUGAUUGGCAUUGAAAAUAAGUGUUAAAUUAGAGUCCUAGGUUGAACAUUAACAUUGAGAUGUUGAUGUAUCCAAUUAACUAGUUCAAAAUAGAACAAAAUGCACAUCAUGAAUUUUACUAUUAAGUACUAUCUAUUUAUUCUUUAGAAAAUGUCAUUAAACACUUGUUCUUAGAUAUGCUUCAAUUGACUUGAUCAUAUUUAUAAGAAUUUGGCGAGACUUUAAUUUGUGAACGAGCCAAUCAGAAGCGUUUUAGGAAUUUCAAAGUUACAGAGCCAACUUCAGUGCUUAGUCCUAAAGUACGAUUAGUUCACAAGGAAUUUUGUACAAAACGUAAUAAUUGAGCGGCUAUAACAAAUAAAACGGCGAGACUACUAUUUGUGAACGAAUCAAUCAGGUAAAAGAUAACAGAUCCUGGAUUUUAAGGUGAAAGCCUUCUAUCCAUUUGGCUAAAUAAAUUUCUGGCAUUAUAGCUGAUGUCAAUUCAUGAUGAAAACCCCAUAUAUAAUUGCUAACUAAGUUAAAUUAUAACAAUUAUUGCGAACCGGAUAAUAAAAGCACCGGUAACACUGGCUGCAGCCAGGUACUACAAUAUAUUCGGAUGUUUAGAGGGUGUACGGACUCCUAUAUAGACUUGGUUAUGUACAUCGUGUCGUUAUCCACAAGUAGCAUUGUGUGUAAUCAACAACCGGAGUGCAAAUAGACAAUAUUGAAACUAUGUGGUCGAGGCUGAAGGAGUUUUUGAGACGUUAUCAUAGUUCCAGAGGCCAACUAUUCUGUAACCGUAUGGAUGAUUUCCUCUACUGCAUUUAUUACGAUUUUAGAACCUCUGAAUCUCUUUUUAAACUUGAAAAGUUUGUGAACCAUGUAUAAGAAGUGUAUCCACUUUAUUUCCUUGUUUUUGUAUAAUAUAUUUUUACUCCAUACUGACUCUUUGCUGAUUGGCUAACAUUCCUCAAGGUCACUUAAGAUUCGUUCAAAGGUCGUCCGUAAAUUACAGUCCGACAAUUCAAUUGUAUUAGAUUUGUAAUCACGAUAAUAUAUAUUUGGAUAAUUCUUUAUAAUAUUCAUGGGAUUUCUCCUUACUUUUUUUUAUUUUAGUUGUCAGGAUAUCGAGUAUAUUGGGAUAGAAAUUUAAUUAUUUCAAUGAUGAUACCUUUUUUAGCGCAUCAUUUGUUUUAGUUACGUAAUUGUAUAUAGACCGAUGAAAAACACUUUUGUAUAUUUAUUUCUAAAAGUAAGCUUAUAUGUUUAAUGAAUUAUUUUGUAUAUAAAAACUAUGUAGAUCAUAUAAAUAAAUUGUAAAAUGAA
Schistosoma spindalis is the source of this 3636-nucleotide messenger RNA. The record is from the annotation of a GenBank genome assembly. Lineage: Eukaryota; Metazoa; Platyhelminthes; Trematoda; Strigeidida; Schistosomatidae.